AUGCGCACGCGCCGCUCGGCCUGCUGGUUACCAUAGUAACCAGAGCCGCUGGCUACGGCGCUGGUGCCUGGAAUUCCGCAGCUUUUGUGCCUGGCGCCCGCGCGAGAGCGGUGGUCACUUGGAGCCCGCCAGCCGCUCUGCAUGAGGAGGGGACACCAGCGGGGGCCUAACAAUAGAGCCCUGGCAUGGCCUCACAGAACAGAAUGGAGGCAGUGACCAAAGAAACAGCGUUCUGGCGCUGCCCCAAGUCGACCGCUUAUACCCCAGAGACCCGAAAGCUGCUCAAAGAGAUGAUGAAGGAAUCCAAACUAACCAGCUUCCAGCAGCGCUACCUCACGGACACUAUGAGAAGAGGAGACCCUUUGCCCCUACAGUGCAAUCCGACAUCCAGCCAGCAAGGCUCACCUUCCAAACAGCUGCCACCAGCCACCCACCUGCCUCCCACCCUGGUAGCCCCGUCUCGCCUCCGGCCUGCCAGCAUGUGCCGAGCCAACGGGGCCUACAGCCGUGAGCAGUUCAAGCCUCGAGCCACCAGAGAUCUGGAAAAGGAGAAGCAAAGACUCCAAACUAUCCUUGCCACUGGGAAGGACCCGGCAGAAUGGAAAAGAAAGGCAGCCCCUGUGCGGCAGCAGGACCCAGCUCCUGAGCCGGACCGCUUUGAAGAACUUGUGAAGGAAGUCCAGGAGAGGAAGGAAUUCCUGGAUGCCAUGGAGGCCCUGGGGCAGGGCAAGAAGUACCAAGGAAUCAUCCUGGCUGAAAUCUCCCAGGUAGGAGGAACCAGGAAAGAGGGGAGGGGCGGGCCCAGAACGCGGAGUCAGAGUGAGGAGAAACCCCAGCCGGCACUGAGAGACUCGGGAGUUGAGCCACAACUCAUCCUGAUGCUCCUCAAGUUCCUAACCCUGAUACCAACUUCCCCUGCUGCCCUUUGCAGAAACUACGGGAAAUGGAAGACAUUGACUGCAGAAGGACUGAGGAACUUAGGGAGGCUCUUGCCACCACUUAGAGACGGCAGGGCAGCUCACACUGGACCGCCGCAGCCCGCCCCUGUGCCAACCAGUGUCAUCCAGGCCAGCCACUCAUGUCAGAUGGCUGCCCAGCAUGGCACUGUCAUAGACUGCAGAUGCUGCUCAGGGAUGCUGGGGACCACUGGUGGGGUCUCAGAGCCACCCAAUGACAGGGCUUCAAGUCUUCUGGGGAAAGAGUCCCAGACACAGCAACAGUUAAGGCCCAAGGCUCACCACCUUGGAAGUGCGUCUGAGGGCAUCUGUGGCUCUCUUCCCACCACCUCCAACUCCCGUGUCCUGCUCAGUUAGUUUCUAGACUUGGGGAUGAAGACGAGCCUUCCCUCCCGUCUGUCUUAGGAUCUACUUAUUUGAUGACUUAAAGCCUUGGGCAAAUAUUUAACAACAGUGAUUAAUUGGCCAAUAAAACACAUUUAACGUGGGUCAUUA
This is a messenger RNA of Marmota monax (woodchuck), 1451 nucleotides long. It is a transcript of the gene CUNH22orf23, whose product is annotated as chromosome unknown C22orf23 homolog. The record is from RefSeq and is a predicted model, not a curated record. Lineage: Eukaryota; Metazoa; Chordata; Mammalia; Rodentia; Sciuridae. The transcript is spliced from 6 exons. The coding region runs from base 186 to 1313 and encodes 375 amino acids.